GGAGCCUGGGCUCUCGAAGGCUGCGGGAUGGAGCUAGGAGCAGGAGCCAAGCUGCCUCUGCUGCUGCUGCUACUGCGGGCCACUUGCUUGGGGUACGCAGGAGCAGAUGGCUACAUGUCGGUCAUCGAGGUGACCAACGGGGGCCCCUGGGGCGACUGGGCCUGGCCCGAGAUGUGUGCUGACGGAUUCUUCGCCAGUGGGUUCUCGCUCAAGGUGGAGCCUCGGCAAGGCUUUCCUGGCGACGACACGGCCCUGAACGGGAUCCGGCUGCACUGCACGCGUGGGCAAGCGGAUCUCAACGCGCACGUGGUGGAGUCCCAGUCUGGAAGUUGGGGACGGUGGAGUGAGCCGCUGUGGUGUCCCGUCGGCGGCUUCCUGGUGGCUUUCUCGCUUCGCGUGGAGGCACCCGUGACCUUCGGGGACAACACAGCUGCGAACAACGUGCGCUUCCUCUGCUCUGACGGCACGGAGCUGCAGGGGCCGGGCCUGACCUGGGGAGACUUCGGAGACUGGAGUGAGCCUUGUCCUAAAGGCAUAUGCGGCUUGCAGACCAAGAUCGAGCAACCUCAAGGCCUCCGCGACGACACCGCCAUCAACGACGCGCGCUUUCUCUGCUGCCUCAAUUGAUACCAUCGCUGUCCUCUCCCAGCCCCAAACCUCAUCUCACCUCUGCUAUUAAAGCUUCUCUGUCUUGGC
Molecule: messenger RNA, 696 nt
Organism: Dama dama (fallow deer)
Lineage: Eukaryota; Metazoa; Chordata; Mammalia; Artiodactyla; Cervidae
Gene: VMO1
Product: vitelline membrane outer layer 1 homolog
Exons: 3
Coding region: 28-627 (199 amino acids)
Source: RefSeq, a predicted model, not a curated record